Odobenus rosmarus divergens (Pacific walrus) is the source of this 3398-nucleotide messenger RNA. RefSeq names its product nuclear factor of activated T-cells, cytoplasmic, calcineurin-dependent 4 (gene NFATC4). The coding region runs from base 314 to 3022 and encodes 902 amino acids. NCBI's taxonomy places the organism in Eukaryota, Metazoa, Chordata, Mammalia, Carnivora, Odobenidae. The transcript has 10 exons. The record is from RefSeq and is a predicted model, not a curated record. Gene Ontology annotation, biological process: calcineurin-NFAT signaling cascade; cytokine production; regulation of transcription by RNA polymerase II. Gene Ontology annotation, molecular function: transcription factor binding; DNA-binding transcription factor activity, RNA polymerase II-specific; RNA polymerase II cis-regulatory region sequence-specific DNA binding. Gene Ontology annotation, cellular component: transcription regulator complex.
AGAGAGGACAGAGGGAGGGAGGGUGGGGGAGGACAAGGGGCGCGUGGUUUUCCCAUCUCAUCCCUGGAGGAGGGGCUGGAGCAUCCCGGGCAGCCAAUCAGGGACAGGCGGGGGGGGCGCUUUGAAGAAGUUUGGGGAAAAAAGUUUGGAAAAGUUUCUAUAAUAACGAGGGGGCGUCCGGAGGGAGGAGGCAGCGGCGGAGGAGGGGGCGUCUCAGAGGAGGGGAGGGAGGGAGCCACGGGUGAAGAUACGGCAGCCUCCUGAGCUCCCCCCCUCCCACCCAGACCGGGACCUGGGGGCUCUGGCCGGCUCCAUGGGGGCCGCAAGCUGCGAGGAUGAGGAGCUGGAAUUUAAGCUGGUGUUCGGGGAGGAAAAGGAGACCCCUCCGCUGGGCGCGGGGGGGUCGGGGGAAGAACUGGACUCAGAGGACGCCCCGCCAUGCUGCCGUCUGGCCCUGGGGGAGCCCCCUCCCUAUGGCGCUGCCCCUAUUGGCAUUCCCCGGCCUCCACCCCCUCGGCCUGGCAUGCAUUCGCCACCACCCCGCCCGGCCCCCUCACCUGGCACUUGGGAGAGCCAGCCCGCCCGGUCAGUGAGGCUGGGGGGCCCGGGAGGGGCUUCCAGGGGGGCUGGGGGAGGCCGUGUUCUUGAAUGCCCCAGCAUCCGCAUCACCUCCAUCUCUCCCCCGCCUGACCCGCCGGUUGCGCUGGAGGACAACCCCGAUACCUGGGGGGACGGCUCCCCCAGGGAUUACCCGCCGCCAGAAGGUUUUGGGGGCUACCGAGAGACAGGCGGCCAGGGCGGGGGCCCCUUCUUCAGCCCCAGCCCCGGCAGCAGCAGCCUGUCCUCGUGGAGCUUCUUCUCCGACGCUUCAGACGAGGCAGCCCUGUACGCAGCCUGUGACGAGGUGGAGUCCGAGCUCAACGAGGCAGCCUCGCGGUUUGGCCUGGGCUCCCCCUUGCCCUCGCCCCGGGCCUCCCCUAGGCCGUGGACCCCCGACGAUCCCUGGAACCUGUAUGGUCCGAGCCCCGGAGGAGGCCGGGGGCCGGAGGAUAGCUGGCUACUCCUCAGCGCUCCUGGGCCCACCCCAGCCUCCCCACGGCCCGCCUCUCCAUGUGGCAAGCGGCGCUAUUCCAGCUCGGGAACCCCGUCUUCGGCCUCCCCAGCUCUGUCCCGCCGUGGCAGCCUAGGGGAGGAGGGGCCCGAGCCACCGCCACCACCCCCAUUGCCUCUGGCCCGGGACCCUGGCUCCCCCGGCCCUUUCGACUACGUGGGAGCCCCACCGGCGGAGAGCAUCCCGCAGAAGACCCGGCGGACUUCCAGCGAGCAGGCCGUGGCCCUGCCUCGGUCUGAGGAGCCUGCCCCGUGCAAUGGGAAGCUGCAGGCAGGAGCUGAGGAGACUGCAGCGCCCCCCGGGGGGCCUCGGAAGGAGGUGGCCGGCAUGGACUAUCUGGCAGUGCCUUCCCCGCUGGCUUGGUCCAAGGCCCGGAUUGGGGGACACAGCCCCAUCUUCAGGACCUCUGCCCUACCCCCGCUGGACUGGCCUCUGCCCAGCCAGUAUGAGCAGCUGGAGCUGAGGAUCGAGGUGCAGCCUAGAGCCCACCACCGGGCCCACUAUGAGACUGAGGGCAGCCGAGGGGCUGUCAAAGCCGCCCCUGGUGGUCACCCUGUAGUCAAGCUCCUAGGCUACAGUGAGAAGCCACUGACUCUACAGAUGUUCAUUGGCACUGCAGAUGAAAGGAACCUGCGGCCUCAUGCCUUCUAUCAGGUGCACCGUAUCACGGGCAAGAUGGUGGCCACGGCUAGCUAUGAAGCUGUCGUCAGUGGUACCAAAGUGUUGGAGAUGACCCUGCUUCCUGAGAACAACAUGGCAGCCAACAUUGACUGUGCUGGAAUCCUGAAGCUCCGGAAUUCAGACAUCGAGCUUCGGAAGGGGGAGACAGACAUUGGGCGCAAGAACACACGAGUGCGGCUCGUGUUCCGGGUGCACGUGCCCCAGGGCAGCGGGAAGGUCGCCUCGGUGCAGACAGCAUCAGUGCCCAUUGAGUGCUCCCAGCGCUCGGCCCAGGAGCUGCCCCAGGUAGAGGCGUACAGCCCCAGUGCCUGUUCCGUGAGAGGAGGAGAGGAACUAGUGCUCACUGGCUCCAACUUCCUGCCAGACUCCAAGGUGGUGUUCAUCGAGAGGGGCCCUGAUGGGAAGCUGCAAUGGGAGGAGGAGGCCACAGUGAACCGGUUGCAGAGCAACGAGGUGACGCUGACCCUGACUGUCCCCGAGUACAGCAACAAGCGGGUGUCCCGGCCAGUCCAGGUCUACUUUUAUGUCUCCAAUGGGCGGAGGAAGCGCAGUCCUACCCAGAGUUUCAAGUUCCUGCCUGUGAUCUUCAAGGAGGAGCCUUUACCCGACUCGUCUCUCCGCGGCUUCCCUUCAGCACCUGGCCCCCCCUUUGGCACUGACAUGGACUUCUCACCACCCAGGCCCCCUUACCCCUCCUAUCCCCAUGAAGACCCUGCUUAUGAAACUCCUUACCUGUCAGAAGGCUUCAGCUAUGGCACACCCCCUCUGUACCCCCAGACGGGGCCCCCACCAUCCUACAGACCUGGCCUGCGGAUGUUUCCUGAGACUGGGGGUGCCACCGGUUGUGCCCGUCCACCUCCAGUCUCCUUCCUUCCCCGGCCCUUCCCUAGUGACCCUUAUGGAGGACGGGGCUCCCCAUUUCCCUUGGGGCUGCCAUUCCCUCCUCCAGCCCCCUUUCGGCCUCCACUGCCUUCAUCCCCACCACUGGAAGGCCCCUUCCCUCCCCAGAGUGGUGUUCACCCCCCAUCUGCUGAGGGAUACAAUGAGGUAGGGCCAAGCUAUGGCCCUGGGGAGGGGGCUCCGGAGCAGGAGAAAUCCAGGGGUGGCUACGGCAGCGGCUUCCGAGACAGUGUCCCUAUCCAGGGUAUCACGCUGGAGGAAGUGAGUGAGAUCAUUGGCCGAGACCUGAGUGGCUUCCCUGCACCUCCCGGAGAAGAGCCUCCUGCCUGAAGCAUCGCCUGGCAACCCCAGCUCCCCCCAGCCUUGCCCACUUUCCCUUCCUCCUGGGGUGCUGGUUCCAGAAGCUUGGGGCCGAUCUAGCUCCUCUUUCUCCAGCUUUUGCCUCCUCUCCCCUGCCCCUAGCUGAGGUGUGGCCCUUGGGCCUGGUGCUGCCUUGGAGGGCUAGGAUGGGAGUGGGGUCCGAGGCCGGGAGUGAGGACAGACGGGAGUGAAGGCUGUGUCUAGUUGUGUACAGGACACGGUUGCUGGGAGGCUGGGGACAAGUUGAUGGAUAAUAAACUGCUCACUGACUAGUGCUUCAGGCUCCAGAAGUCUUUGGAGAGAGAGAUGGGGCAGCUUACUCUAGCCCUGGUCCAAGGAGGCCUAG